CACAGCACGGUCUUUCGUUCUACUGUCCAUGAAAUAGUAGUGUGUUGUUGUUUGCCAAUUGUCAGUUUAGUCGAACAAAGUAUUUUGAGUGUGAUAGAUCGUAGCUGCAAACAAGUUUUGAUCUCCUGUGUAUUCGAAUCAUUAGACUUUUUGUUUUGAAUAUCAAUUUUAAUAACAAAUCAGUGAUUUAGUUGCCAGUACAUGUGAUAAUUGUUAAAAAUGGGAGCACGACAGAAAACACUGAUUUCUAUAUUGUUAUCAAUGUUCGUGAUUCAUGUUGCCAGUGGCUUUGAAUGUGAGGUUCGAGAUUUUCAAAACUAUACCGAUUCAAUAAAAGGCUGUGACGAUGCAAAAGUUCUCACGUUCAAUGUGAAGUUAUGGAGCACACCUCCGAAAGAUUUGCUCAAUCAAACGCGAAACAUUCACUCAAUUGAUGUCAGCGGUCAAUCAUUAAAGGCGAUUGACAACAAAGGGUUAUGUGAUUGGCCAUACAUAAAAUUCAUCUUUGCGGAAGAAAACAACAUAACAUCGUUACCAUCGCAGGCACUUGCCGGUUGUCAUUUACUCAAUACACUAUCUUUAUCGAAAAACAACAUUUCAGAGAUUUACGAUGAUGCAUUUCAUGGACUGUCAUUGCUCACCAAUCUAAACUUAUCAAACAAUCAAAUUACAUCAUUGAGUGGGAAUGUGUUUAAACCGUUAACCUCGUUGAAAACACUGCGUUUGAACAACAACCAAAUGCAAGCGAUUGAUACGGAUCAUUUUGAGAAUAAUAGAAAGCUGGAAAUAUUGGACCUGAGCUAUAAUCAAAUAAUAGCCAUUGAUCAUGGUUCAUUUUGGAAACUGAAAAAAUUGCUUACACUAGACCUAUCCUACAAUCCGGGUUUGAAUUCGUUGGAUUUAAGUGAAAUGGAUCGUUUGCAUGAUGUGAUUGUUAACGGUGCUUCAUUGACGUAUUUACGUAUUCCAACUUAUGUGGUGAAUGUCUUUGCAAAUAACAAUAACAUCACGCAAUUGAAAAUCGAUCCGAAUGGAUCCUUGGAAGAGCUGUGCCUGAGUUACAAUGCAUUACGGAAUAUUAGCGAUUUGUCGCCGGCGACGCAGUUGACCAAUUUGGAUAUUUCAUAUAAUAACAUCACGGAUAUUGAUUUCUCAUACUUGAUGUCGACACAAAUACAACGAAUUGACGUACUUGAAAAUCCAAUUAAAACAUUCAAUGUACAAGCAUUGACUUCGUUGCCUGCCAUUAAAUCCAUAGAAAUCACCACGAGUAAUUUGGAUAACCGAACUCUAACCGUUUUGAUAACGGAAACCAAUCGAUUGAAUAUUCGUUUGCGUGAUCCGAAUCGGGAUAAAGAACGGAAAACCAGCAUGACCAUGCCACCAGUGACACCCGUUGGGCCUGUUACACUUUCUACUCCAACAACCAUUAGCACAACCACUGCUAAGUUAACACCAGCUCCAACUUUAGCGCCAAAGACAACCGCCGUUCCAUCAAUUCAGAAGCCAACGCCAACUCAUGCACCGACACCUUCCGCACCAACUAAUUCCAAAGAUGGAAUGAACAACGAUAUGUUACGGCGCAUCCAAAAUCUCGAAUCAACCAUUGAAAGUCACAUCAAAACCGAGCCAAAUGAAAGCAGCGCACCCAAUCAACACACUGAAAUGGCCGAAAGUGUGGCAAAUCUACGAGUAUUAAUCAUCUGUACGAUGGUUGCAUUUACCAUGUUUGUUUCUUGUCAAUUAGCGGUUUUCGUAAAUUCCAACUAUAGGCGCUGGAGAAUUUUAAUGCCAAAUUUCUUUCCCAUCCGCCACAAUGGUUUAGCAAAUAAUCGACGCACCCAGUUGAAUGGCAGUAUGGACCCAAUGGUUGAAGAUGUACUUUAAUUUAGUCGCAAACGUUUCAUCGAAACAAACGAAAAAUCAUAUUUUUGCUCCAAACAUGCAUGCACUUAAUGCCAGUUCAUACAUUUUAAAAAGUCUAUAUUUUAAGUUCAGUCAGAUUUGAAGCCAAUACAUUUGGAUUGGACACAUAUUUCGGGUAUUUUUCAACCAAAGCUAAAUAAUUAAUGAAAUGCCUUCUUCUCGUUCAUAUAUUUUGUGAUAAUAUUUUGUAAACAGCAAAUCGUUCAAUGAUAAUACAAGUGAAUGCAAGCGAAUGAAUAAAAAUAAAUCAACAAAUGAAUGUUAUUCAAAAAUAACCAAAAAAAGUUAGAAAUAAAAUUAGCCGUUUUGUGCCAACAAUAACAAA
This is a messenger RNA of Sitodiplosis mosellana (orange wheat blossom midge), 2251 nucleotides long. RefSeq names its product leucine-rich repeat-containing G-protein coupled receptor 4-like. The coding region runs from base 220 to 1887 and encodes 555 amino acids. The transcript has 2 exons. NCBI's taxonomy places the organism in Eukaryota, Metazoa, Arthropoda, Insecta, Diptera, Cecidomyiidae. Gene Ontology annotation, molecular function: protein binding. Gene Ontology annotation, cellular component: plasma membrane. The record is from RefSeq and is a predicted model, not a curated record.